This is a messenger RNA of Anthonomus grandis grandis, 1292 nucleotides long. It is a transcript of the gene CSN6, whose product is annotated as COP9 signalosome complex subunit 6. The record is from RefSeq and is a predicted model, not a curated record. Gene Ontology annotation, biological process: protein deneddylation. The coding region runs from base 123 to 1178 and encodes 351 amino acids. Gene Ontology annotation, cellular component: COP9 signalosome. Gene Ontology annotation, molecular function: metallopeptidase activity; protein binding. Lineage: Eukaryota; Metazoa; Arthropoda; Insecta; Coleoptera; Curculionidae. The transcript has 6 exons.
UGUUUACAUUUACAUUUUUCACCUUUUGUCAAAUAAAAGAGACACAUCAUUUUGCUUAUAUUCCUAAAGCAAUAACUCCGCAUAAACUAAAUAAAUAACUGCUUCAAGUAAACAACUUAAAAAUGAGUGAACCCGUGGAGUGCAAGGAAACUGUCGAGAUAGAAUCAAUGGAUACGACUCCGGUAAGUUUGGAUAUUACUUCCACAGAUGGGUCAAAACAACCAGUGGACCCUUCAGACAAGUCAAAGAAUGUAAUGGCUCCCGGGGCUACCGGCUCUGUAACCUGUUCAUUACAUCCUCUUGUAAUCAUGAAUGUAUCAGAACACUGGACAAGAACUAGAGCUCAAGCCGAAGGACAACUCGUAACAACACAGGGUUCCACUAUCAAAGUUUUUGGAGCCUUAAUUGGUAAACAAAAAGGAAGAAACAUAGAAAUCAUGAAUUCAUUUGAGUUAGUUGCUAGAACAAUUGGAGAUGAUGAUACAAUCAUUGACAGGGACUAUUACAACAUGAAGGAAGAACAAUUCAAGCAAGUAUUCAGUGACUUGGAUUUCAUUGGCUGGUACACAACUGGAGAUGCACCAAGCCAAGCAGACAUAAAAGUUCACAAGCAAAUCUGUGAAAUUAAUGAGUCCCCCAUAAUGCUAAAACUAAAUCCCUAUGAUAAAAAUAUUGAUCACCUGCCUGUCUCUCUAUAUGAAUCAGUUAUUGAUUUGGUCAGUGGUGAAGCUACCAUGCUGUUUGUUCCUCUCAUUUAUACCUUAGCCACUGAAGAAGCUGAGAGGAUUGGAGUUGACCAUGUUGCCAGAAUGUCAUCCAGCGAUAAUGGGGAGAGUUCCUUGGUUGCUGAGCACUUAAGUGCUCAACAUAGUGCUAUUAAAAUGCUUCACUCCAGAGUACGUUUAGUUUUGGAAUACAUGAAAGCAGUACAAAAUGGCCAAUUGCCUAGAAAUCAUGAAAUUCUUAGGGAGGCAUAUUCUUUGUGUCACAGAUUACCACUGGUUCAAAGUCCCAGGUUCAGACAAGAUUUCUACAAUCAAUGUAAUGAUGUAGGCUUGAUGACUUACCUGGGAGCCUUGACCAAAAGCUGCAAUGAUUUAAACCAGUUUGUAAAUAAAUUUAAUAUUCUUUAUGAAAGGCAAGGACUAGGCAGAAGAAUGAGAGGCAUUUUCUUUUAAAUGUAAAAGAUCAAACCAUCUAAUUUUUCGGUAGUCUAACUAGGGUUGCAACGCCUUGGGAUAACCAUUUUCUGAAUAUCUAAGGCUUAAUUUUAAUAAAUUAUUUUUGAUGUU